This is a messenger RNA of Colletotrichum graminicola M1.001, 501 nucleotides long. RefSeq lists its product as uncharacterized. The record is from RefSeq and is a predicted model, not a curated record. Lineage: Eukaryota; Fungi; Ascomycota; Sordariomycetes; Glomerellales; Glomerellaceae. Bases 1 to 501 code for a protein of 166 amino acids. The transcript has a single exon.
AUGGCUUCGCAUCGAGGAAUUGUCAAGGCCUCGGCCGCAGUGCCGGGAAUUUACCAAUUAAUCCUUACCAUCGAGCCCAUUUUAGCGCUGCUCGGCGCCGUCAUGGUCUUUCACGCACCGAACCAGUAUCUCGCAGGAGUGACGCGCAACGCGAUGCCGUACGCGCCCAACAUGCAAUUCCUCUACACACAAGUGGGCGGCGGGUGGCUCUUUUUUGCCUUCAUCGAGGGCGUGGUCCUGCGGCUCUUCGACGAUCUGAAUUUAUGGCGCGUCGUCUGUGCGGGAAUGCUCCUGAGCGACGCCGCUUAUGUUCAAAGCACUGCACAGGCCGUCGGCGGAUGGGAGAUAUGGUUGGACAGGUCUACGUGGACGGUGGAGGACUACGUUGUCUUUUGGACGACGGCUCCAAUGCUAGUCGUGAGAUGCCUGCUCGUUCUUGGGAUAGGGAUUAGGAUGCCGAAGGAAGGCGGUGCCAAGCAGGGCGAGAAACAAGAGGAGUAA